AUGGGAUCCAAAUCUACUUACCAAGUCAUUAAAUCUGGGCAGGGUGAUGAAGGUCAGCAUUUGGGGUUCCAGCAACUUUGGGAGAUUAAAAUCCCUCCUAGAGCCUUAUCUUUUGCCCGGAGAUUGUUAUGGGAUAGACUCCCUACUAAGGAUAACUUAGUUAAAAGACAAAUUCAGGUUGAAAAUGACCUUUGCCCUUUCUGCCAUAGCCAACCUGAAUCUGCAUCCCACCUGUUUUUCACUUGUGCUAAAAUUAUGCCUUUGUGGUGGGAAUUCUUAUUCUGGGUAAAGGAAGACAGGGUUAUCCACUGCAGGCCAAUGGAUAAUUUCCUUCAGCAUUAUUCUUCAGCAGGAUCAAAGGCUUCUAACAGAAGAUGGAAAAUGUGGUGA
This is a messenger RNA of Glycine soja, 390 nucleotides long. RefSeq lists its product as uncharacterized. The coding region runs from base 1 to 390 and encodes 129 amino acids. The record is from RefSeq and is a predicted model, not a curated record. The transcript has a single exon. NCBI's taxonomy places the organism in Eukaryota, Viridiplantae, Streptophyta, Magnoliopsida, Fabales, Fabaceae.